Colossoma macropomum (tambaqui) is the source of this 3274-nucleotide messenger RNA. It is a transcript of the gene neu3.1, whose product is annotated as sialidase 3 (membrane sialidase), tandem duplicate 1. Gene Ontology annotation, biological process: oligosaccharide catabolic process; ganglioside catabolic process. Lineage: Eukaryota; Metazoa; Chordata; Actinopteri; Characiformes; Serrasalmidae. The record is from RefSeq and is a predicted model, not a curated record. Gene Ontology annotation, molecular function: exo-alpha-sialidase activity. Gene Ontology annotation, cellular component: cytoplasm; lysosome; membrane.
UGUCCUGCUGUCAGACUUGCAGUCUGUCGUGUGAUGUGAAAGCUCGAAUUCUGACUAAGAAGGUUGGAACCAGGCUGGAGCAUCAUCUCGAGUAGCCUAGUAGUUCGGUCAUGGAACUGCUGUCGAGUUAAAAAGGAAUGCGUCGUCCAAAGAAGCAAAACCGAAAUGGAAACCAAGACAUCUACUAGCUCUUCACCAGCACUCCAAGAAGAGCCUUUGAAAGCAACAUUAUUUAUACAAGAGUCAAGUGGUAUAACAUAUAGAAUCCCAGCUCUAAUUUAUAUCAGUGAUGGUGAGACCUUCCUUGCUUUUGCUGAGAAGCGGAGAACAUCACAAGACUGUGAUGCAGAGAUUCUGGUCAUGAGGAGAGGAACCCAUCAGGAUGGAUCUAUCCAGUGGUCGCCUGCUGAGGAGCUCACCACAGCGUGCUUGCCAGAACAUCGCACUAUGAAUCCAUGCCCAGUCUAUGAGAGGAAGUCUAAGACUCUUUAUUUGUUUUUCAUAUGUGUGUUGGGUACCACCACUGAGCAAUACCAGAUCCUCACUGGUAAAAACAAAGCUCGCUUGUGUUACGUUACAAGCAAAGACAAUGGACAGAGUUGGAGCCAAACAACAGACUUGACAGAAAGUGUGAUUGGAGAUGAAAUUGUCAAUUGGGCUACAUUUGCUGUUGGACCUGGGCACGGCAUUCAGAUGACAAGUGGUAGACUCGUCAUUCCAGCUUACGUCUAUUACAUUCAUGUUAGAUGUUUCCCUUUUCAUUUCCCACUAAUUGUGAGGCCCCAUGCUUUAGCGUUCUAUAGUGAUGAUUGUGGAAGUACUUGGCAAAUGGGAGAACGAGUAGGUAUUAAGUCUUGUGAGUGUGAAAUGGCAGAGAUCAUUGACCGAGACAGUAGGAGUCACCUGUACUGCAAUGCACGAAGCACACAAGGUCACAGAGUCGAGGCUCUGAGUGAGAGCAGUGGAGCUGCUUUUGAUAAACCUCACUUCGCACAGAAGCUAGUAGAGCCCUGCCAUGGCUGCCAGGGCAGUGUGUUGAGCUUUGCUUCACCUCAGCAUACCAGACAGGAAGAAAAGAACUGCUUAACAUCAGACACAAAGACUUGGCUUCUGUAUUCCCAUCCAACCAACAGAAGGACCAGGAAAGCUCUUGGAGUGUAUCUGAAUAUGUCUCCCUUCAGCGCCUCUGGUUGGAGCCAACCAUGGAUCAUCCAUCACGGGCCCAGUGGGUACUCUGAUCUGACCCAGUGUGGAGAAACUGAGCGCUUUGCUUGCCUCAUGGAAUGUGGAGUGAGGAGUGAGGUUGAAGAGAUAGCCUGUGGAAUUUUCUCUCUCUGACAUCAUAAACAAUCAGUUAUGAAAUGAGAAAUUUUAGAAAUCUUGUUCUUUUCCCCAAAUACAGCUUUUCCCACAGUUCUGAAACAAACCUGGGGGGAGCACCAUGGGUAGGUUACUGGUAUAUACGGAUAUCCAAACUCAUCGUAGCAUAUGUUUUACUUAUAAGGGUAUUCAUAUAAGGCAUAAUAAGAGAAUGUUAAAUCUUCCAUGUUUUUGAAUGUAGAGCACCUCAUGGACUUAGGUAAAGAGAAGGUUUCAUUUGUGGAAAUGGCCAAGGGCAAAAAGAACAAAGCUUUGAGUGGCCAUCUAUAUUUACAGUUACAUUUUAAACUGUAAAUUCAUUAGGUACAGUAGCAAAUCUAAACUCCAAACUAAAUUCAUUAAGUUGAGUGAGAUCAGCAUUUUGUAAAACUUGUCCAACCUGGUAACAGUUGCCAUGGCAGAGCAUAGAAUUUAUGGGUAAAGCCUGAAUAGGUCAAUUGUUACGGUGUUCAUGAGCCAAUUCUUCUCUAAGGCCUUGCUGUUUUACUAAUAUAGUACAAUCAAAUUUCAUUUUAUUAAUCAUCUAUUACUGUAAGAUAGAAAAUGGGAUGUAGGAAACUGAUUUGGUUAGGGACUCUUUUAAUGACAUAAAAUCCAAAUUCAUUUUAUUAUGCAUUUUGUUUUAAGCAUGCUGAAACAUUAACUUGUCAAAUGGAAAUGCACACACCACAUAGUGAAUCUUUGCUUGUAAAAAAAAUCUAAGAUAAUAAAUAUUGUCUACCUGAAUGCAAACAUGUAUAGGUCUACCUGACUGUGUUUGGAGAAUAGUCAUUGGCCACCAUUUCUACUAAAGCAAGACAAGUGUUGUCAGUCUUUGCUUUACAAGACAUCUCAUGACCCCAGUGUAUGAAAAUGACUUGGCUAACUGUUCCAUUCAACUGCUUUAAAAUACACCUGUAUACAUUAACACUUCCCCUAAAUACAGUUUCUCUUUCUCUGACUAGCACUGCAAUCCAUUAGACUAAUCUGCCUUUAGUAUAUUGAAGGAUAGGUAAUUUACUGUUCUGUUGCUUCUCAAAUUAACAAUGACAAUACAAUUUCAUUGUUUAGCACCGUUCAUUCAUAUGAAGAUCAAAGAGGAUUAAAAGACAAAAAGGAGAUCAUUAAAUAUCAAAUUGUUAGCAGGAAAAAGCACAAAGAAUAUAGUCAAAUAAAUAUAAGAAACAAAAUAAAAUAAGUAAUAAUAACAAUGGGAAAAAGUGAUAGUAAUAAUAGUAGUUAAAAAAGGGUAAGGAAAAUAAAGGAGUGAAGCAUAAUCAGUAUUACUAAUUUAAUAUUUAUGAUGAAUUGCUAAAAGUUAUUUAAAGGACUUCUUAUUUUUAACGGGUUUGACUUCAACCGAAAGCAUUUUAGGGAAGCUGAAGAGAUCAGUUUGUUUUUUUGUGGUUUAUUAGAUCGUGUCAGUGAGACCACAUUUAAAUUUCACUAGAUGAAACUCAAAGGUUAUGCAGCUGAAACAACUUUUUGCAAGAUAAGCAAAUUAAUGCUUGAAUGCGUAAUGAUUUAACUUUAUAAGUUUCUAAGUGUUUUAAAAGAGAAGCCUCCAAAACAGGGGAAUUUUCCUUAAACUGUUUUAGCAGCUUUUUGCUAUUCCUACAUGAGACUUUAUUAAGAGUAGUGAAUUAAUAUUAAUCUCCUAUGUUUUUUUUUAAUUGCAACCGUGAGCAAAACUGUUUGUACAGCCUGCAUUUGCUCUCCGGUUCAGUUUUGCUUGCCCUCUUUUUUGAUUGGUUAUCUCAUGAAAAGUGACACAUGAUGAACUUUUGGGGUGAAGCUGAACAUUUUUCAAGUCAGUCUACAAAGAUCUGCCGUGGACAAAAACAUGCUCUACGGCAAAACAAGCAGGGCCCGCAGAAUAUGCUGUGCUGUUUGGAUGUAGUAUGUGCCUACUGCA